Messenger RNA from Aspergillus calidoustus, 645 nucleotides. The record is from the annotation of a GenBank genome assembly. Lineage: Eukaryota; Fungi; Ascomycota; Eurotiomycetes; Eurotiales; Aspergillaceae.
AUGACGGGAUCUGUACCUUCUACCCUUGCCAACCGGAAAGCACAAGCUGUUACGAAAUGUCCAGAUUCUGCUGUUGUCUUCGGCAACAAGCGUGUUGAACCUUUGAUCCCAACGGUAGUAGUGGAAGUCGGGUUCAGUCAGUCGUACGAGGAUCUUGUGCUGGACGCCCGACAAUGGUUGCUAAGGUCUACGCGACCGCCGAACGUUGUUAUCCUCGUUAAAAUCGAGGAGGGCAUUGCAAGCCUAAGAUCGCACAAAUGCACCAUAGCAUACCAGUCCCGAUUGAAGACUUUGCUCCUCCAACACUGCGACGCCUACGCGCUCGCCAGCGCUGAUUUAGAUGGGACCGGGGCCCCUGAGAUCAACGUGGAUGUUCUAAGGAAGCAGAUUGUCAUUGAAGACUGGGUAGAAAAUCUGAGGGUUUUCAUUGAAGUAUGGCUUCGCAGUUCUGCGGAGUCUGACAACAUUUGCAGUCGAGGCGCACGCUGUCACAUCCUACCAGUGCCCGAAACACCGACAGACCCCGUCCUCUACAUCACCGAUUUGAUCCCAGAUCAGCACCAACAAAGAUUCCAGCCGUUUGACCGGAAUAGGCAAUUAACACUCGAUAUGAAAGAUUUUGAGUCCGUGUUUCCAGACAGUUGA